AUGCAAGACCUUAUUCACGCGUUAAGUCCUAUAUACCAAAUUCCUUCCCGUCACCGAAUCGCCGAUGAUCUGCUAGAUGAAGCAUAUAAUGGACUACGGGAGGAGGUGUUGAAGGAGCUGCGGAGAACCGAAUUCUUGAAUGUCACGGUUGAUGAGACCACCAAUAUCCGAUCUCAACGGGUGAUUGUGAUGACUAUCACAACGCCUACAAAAUCGUGGUUUAUUCACCUAAAUGACAUGGAAGACCAGACUCUUGAUGCUCCUGCUAUUUGUAGUUGGGUCUUGGACAGGCUCCAAUACCUCCUACUACAGCUGGAUAAAGCGGCUGAUUGGAAGAGAAUCAAUUCUAUAUCGACGGACACGUGUUGUGUUAUGAAAUCAGUCUGGGAGAAACUGAAGGCAACGCCAGAACUAGAGCACUACUUUAUGAUCCCAUGUGACUCUCACGGUCUACAGCUUAUCAUGAAAGAUAUUGUUGAUCCCAAGAGUUCUAAGGUCCCACGGGCCGGGGAGGUGUUCAAGUCGGCCCUCGCAAUCGUUGUCUUCUUCCACCACUCACCACUUGAGUACGCAAGAAUGCAAGCCAAGCAGAUUGAGAAAUGGGGUCAGAGAAAAGCGCUUAUUGCGUCCGUCAUUACAAGAUGGGGAACGCAAUAUAAUAUGCUUUCCUCUCUUCACGAUUGCCAAGAAGCUAUCUAGUCCCUGGGAAAGUCGACGAGAGCUCUCGAUAUCAUAUUGAGGGUGUUCUACGACCGCUUCAGAGUGAAAACAAGAGAUCGUCAGCUUAGCACGAAUUUCUAUCGUUUCGACAGAAAACAGGCGCAUUUUACAAUGCUUCUUGCUAGGAGGCCAAAUGCCCAUCUCUCUUUUGGCUUGAAGCCUACUAUGGCGAACUCCGUAGCAGCAGAGAGAGCUUUUUCACAGAUGACCCUUCAGCACACAAAAAUCCGAAAUAGACUCGAGCCUCACCGCGUUGAAAAAUUGCUCUUUGUGCAAAUCAACAAACGACAAUUCCGGGCAGAGCAGCCUCCCAAGGUCACACAGGAAUUGCUCCUCGAGGAAGAGGAUGACGAGAUAGAGAGGGUUUUGCAGCGAAAGUAG
Molecule: messenger RNA, 1101 nt
Organism: Penicillium cinerascens
Lineage: Eukaryota; Fungi; Ascomycota; Eurotiomycetes; Eurotiales; Aspergillaceae
Exons: 3
Coding region: 1-699 (232 amino acids)
Source: RefSeq, a predicted model, not a curated record